AUGCAAAAAGCGACGGAUAAAGGUGAUUAUGUCUUACAAAAUGCGACGAGUUCCACCGGUCAAUCUGGACAGACUGCGCCUAUCAAAGACCCCCAGGCCAGUGGCAAGUUGACAGGCUCAGGAGAACAUCUUCCACCGUUGCACCUUGAUGAGCUCGAAUUAUUGCAUCAUUUCGUCACGGAAACUUGCAUGACUCUCUCGGACCGUGAAGAAAGUCACAAUAUAUGGAGACUGGUGGUGCCUCAGAUCGCUUUUCAGCAUGAUUUCCUAAUGCGAGGCAUCCUGGCCAUAUCAGCCCUUCACUUGGGCACGCUACGACCGAUGAAGCAGAUGUAUUUUACAAACAUAGCUAUUCAGCAUCAGGAUGCUGCUUUGCGCUCCUUCCGGGAUGUAAUGACAAGAAUGGAUGCCUCCAACGGCGAUGCAUUCUUCGCGAUGUCAACCUUGAUCGUAGUCUACGGGUUUGAAUCGCCAAAGGCUUCUGACGGACUUGGAAUGUUCAGGUUCAACGAGCAUUCUGAUGAGUGGCUACCACUCAUUCGCGGUGUCAACUCCAUAAUCCAGAACGUUUGGGGCGACAUCAAGCGAGGCAGGCUUAGCGGACUGCUUCAUGACCAUGACCAAUCGCCAGUGACAAAAAACGUUCCCCAAAGCGUUGAUGGACAGCUUUCGCUGCUUGAGCAACUUUGCAAUGAUAUGUCGAGCACUGGAGAGGACAAAGCGGCGUGCCUAGAAGCCGCGUAUCAACUACGAUAUGUUUACACAAGAAUCAUCAAUAAGGAAACCUACGAGUGUGAUGUGUCUUUGUCUUUCUUGUGGCCUGUUAUCGUUCCGCAGCAUUACCUGAAGAUGCUCAACGAGGGGAGAUCUGAAGCCUUGAUUAUCCUGGCUCACUACUGUACUGUUCUGGACCGCUUAGACCGCUACUGGUGGUUGAAGGGCUGGGCGAGCCACAUUGUACAUCAUAUACAGAAAGAGCUUGACGCUGCGAUGCAGCAUUGGAUUCAAUGGCCGAUCAGCAUCGUCACCCUUCAUCCUGUCAAUCUCAUCACCCACUCAGGUGCGCAAAGUUCGUCUGACAACAGAACUCAAGACAGUGGCAGCUACGGCACUGCAAUUGGUGAUCAACUUGCCAGGACCCCAGGAGAAAUCAAAGAGCUACAGCGCGACAGUAGUGGCGAGUGGACUAGCGUUGGUCGGGAUGAAAAUUCAUUGCCCGAGGAACAGAACGGUCACACUAACGAUACCUUUAUAUGCUGA
Molecule: messenger RNA, 1260 nt
Organism: Bacidia gigantensis
Lineage: Eukaryota; Fungi; Ascomycota; Lecanoromycetes; Lecanorales; Ramalinaceae
Exons: 3
Coding region: 1-1260 (419 amino acids)
Biological process (GO): regulation of transcription by RNA polymerase II
Molecular function (GO): DNA-binding transcription activator activity, RNA polymerase II-specific
Source: RefSeq, a predicted model, not a curated record